UUCAUUUUGCCCCAUGAUGAUGAACUGUUGCUCUCUAACACGUGUCCAGUUAGAGAUACCACAAUUUGUACUACCUUUAAUAACAAAUUGUUAUCUGAUCAAUUAUAGAUUUUUAGGAUUAACACAUCAUUUCUGAGGGUGUUUGAGAGACGUAUUCAGCGUGUAGGGAAAUUCAAUUCAGUUCCAUUUUGUUUAUUUAACACUUACAAUAGACGUCCUCGCCAAGCUGCUUUAAACAAAUCAGACUGAGAAGUAAACUAAUGCGCUUGGUGAUUAGCUGUAGCACAUCCAAGUAUUGCUAUAAAUCCCAAGUCUUUUCCUGGAAGGCUCUGCUAGCAAUAAAACCAGCCCUCACUAGACUAUAAAAAGUACAAACUCCAUAACCUAUAUUCAUAAUCCGGCCUGCUAGCAUAUGUUAUUCUCAUUAGCUUUGAUUGCUCAUCCUGGGGGGUGGUGUUCAACUUUUCCUGUUUCUUAAAAUAGGCAGAAAUGCCUCACUCCACCAUGCUAAUGUGGCUAAUUAAUGCAAGCUAAGAGCCAAGAAUGCUGUUUUCAUUCAUUGUUAGCAACAUAAGCAUUUUGUUGAAGCCAUCUCUUAAGAUUAAAAGUUAAAACUAAUGACUUUAAACAUGGAUAAAAGACACCAAGCUCAAGUGUGCUAUCUGCUUUGUCUAACUAGUCAGUCGUGAGGUCAAAGAGCACAAUCCGCUGUUGUUAUUGCGCCAAGUCACCAGCAGAUGUCGCUUUCAGGAGGUGUUCCUGAGCGAAGUGAAACUUCUCAUCAGUUUUUCUUCUCUUGCGCUUCAGUUAGAGGAUCCUCCGUGUUGCCAGAGCACAUAAGGAAGCUAUGACAGGCGUACUUUCAAAGAAAACACCUCCACGUCUUCAUCCUUCAUGAGGAUAUUUGGCGAGAAGUGCCAUUCUAGCGGAUUUCGCUGGACGCUGUAGAGGCGAGUGGGAUUUAUCUACAAAGGGAGAGGCUGGCUGGUCUGGUAAGUCCAACCGGUGCAUGUCUCGUUCCUGUGCGUGGAAAUACACGGUUUACUUAUAGGAAAUAAAGGAUAUAGGAGCAGCAGGGCAGCCUUGGGCACCAGAAAAGAGGCUCCGUCCUCUGCACUGACCAUGUGGAGCUUCGCGCCCUAAUGGAGCGCUGCGUAAUUCCUGCCAGUUUGUUCUGUUCCAAGCUUUUUCGAGUGUCCAGCCGCUGGUGGAGAUACCCCAGGGCCAGAAGAAGUGCCAUCGUAGCCGGACUUUGCUUCGUUUACCUCUUUUUCGCCGUGCUUCAGGUUAGUUCCGCCCCAGCUGCUGGUAAAGGGCGCAUUGGCACCGUCCCCUUGCGCCAACACGAUGGUGUCCAUGGCCAGAAAACGGAUGACAAUCCAACACCCACACGCUCCAACGUGGUCUACAUAACCCUGAGGUCCAAACGGCACAAGCCUGCUGUCAUAAGGGCCACAGUGAGGCCCAAAUUGCGCAGGAAGAAAGUGGGGACCUUUGGGAAGCAUGACGCACAGGCGCAUGGAGGUAAAAGCAGACAUGGCCAGGACGCAUGGGCGCCAAAGCGCGCCAAUGCCAGUGACGCUUGGGCCAAAAUCGUACACAAGGGACUGACACUAUACAAAGGGGGCCACUUUGAAGAUGGCGCGGAUGAUCUGGGCAGCUCUAUCAGAAUAUACAGCCAGAAGCCUCCUCCAUGGUUCAGCCAGGAGGACAUGGCCCACAUGCGCCUUCUGGCCAACAGUAAGGUCAGAAAGCUGGAAAGACUGCAGCAUGAAGGCUCUCCGUCCGUCCUUUUGUUCAGGAGUGCAGCUCAGACACAUUCAGAGCACUCAGCAGAGUGCAGCGGAGGCUGCGGUGUCAUCAAGCCGCCGGUGGACAUGAGUGAAGUGUUCGCUUUCCACUUGGACAGGGUGCUGGGACUGAACAGAAGUUUGCCGACUGUGAGCAGGAGGUUCCAUGCACUUGGUGGUCAGCUGUGUCCAGUGACCCUGUGGGACCCCUCUAUCACCCCUAUAUCUGGCCAGUUGACCUGGAGCUCCUACCAAACCUCCCUCAAAUACAAGUGCUGGCAGCGUGGCACUCCGAAGCCAGAAUGGCGCUGCACCAGCAUCCACCACCACGAGUGGAGCAAGAUGGCUCUGUUUGACUUUCUCCUGCAGAUUCACCAGCGGCUGGACAGGAACUGCUGUGGGUUCAGGCCACGCCCGGAGGACAGCUGUGUUGAACUUGGUUACCAUGGCGAAUGUGGGGACAUGGACAAUACUGAACUGUCCACCAUCGUCCACCGCAGACGUGACCCCCAUCGUCUCGUCUUCAUCAACAACAAGGGCUUCUUUGAUCGAGAUGAAGAAAACCUCGACUUUAAACUGCUCGAGGGAAUCAAAGAGCUGCCUGAUGUGGCUGUGGGUGUGCUGAGCUCUCAGCGUUUGAGGGAAAAGCUCCUGCAGUCUCUGUUCCUGGAUCAGCUGUACUGGGACAGUCAGGGCGGCCGGCAGGGCAUCGAGAAACUCAUCGACGUCAUCGAGAGACGGGCCAAAGUUUUACUCAGAUACAUCAAUGCCCACGACAUCAAGGUCAUUCCCAUGAACAAAUGAGGAUUCAGAUGAAGAGGACACUUAUUUUAGUCUAUAAAUAUUCUGCGUUGUUUUGUUUUUUUCGGUUCCAGCUCAGUGUGCUAUAAAAGAGGGAGAACGCUUCCUUCCAUUGGUUUACAAACAUCAUCCUUAAAGCCUGAAGUAGAUGCGUUUCAGUCUGUGUACAGGAAAUCACCUAACAAAAACUGUCCUUUUUCUCAUCGUAUCAGUAGCUGGGUUUCCAUCCAUGUUAUUUGCAUUUUGAUAUUUCAAAUAAAAAUAAAAUUUCAUCAGUGGAAACGACACAUAUUGGAUAAAAUCUCCCAAACUUGGGGUGGAUACAAGUUUUUUGCUGCGUUAAACUGCUGAAUAAAUAACAUAAGUGCUAACUGAAUAAAGUCACAUGACUUAUCAGGUGACUGUGAUGCCCAGCCGUAGCUACGAAAUGUUGCAGAAGGCAGGGACUAAUGAAGAAAUUAAAACAUACGUAAUCAGAUAAUGGAAAAACUCCAGGUCUGCAUAAGUCUGACAAUAAUUCAAUUUCUGCUUUGCAACCAGCCAAUGAACUCACAGAAGAAGACAUUAUGUAAAUGUAACGUAAAACUCAAACUACAUGCC
Messenger RNA from Colossoma macropomum (tambaqui), 3191 nucleotides. It is a transcript of the gene gask1b, whose product is annotated as golgi associated kinase 1B. Gene Ontology annotation, cellular component: Golgi apparatus. Bases 1143 to 2594 code for a protein of 483 amino acids. The record is from RefSeq and is a predicted model, not a curated record. The transcript is spliced from 4 exons. Lineage: Eukaryota; Metazoa; Chordata; Actinopteri; Characiformes; Serrasalmidae.